UAACGGAACGUGGUUGGCAAUACUGCGUUUAAGCAUGGCGUAUAGGUUAUGUUACUGUUUACUUUAAUUUACAAUUUCAUUAAUUUUUAUUUAUACUUAACAUAUAACUAAAAAGCAAUGUCAAGGUUUCCACGUGGUAUACUUGUAGUUUUCGAGGGCUUAGACCGCUCCGGAAAAUCUAGUCAAUCAAAAAAAUUGGUGGAAAACUUAAGAAAUGCGGGACAUAAAGCGGAGUUAGUUACAUUUCCAGAUAGAUCAACCCCAAUUGGAUCUGUUAUAAAGCAGUAUUUGAGCAAUAAAGCGUUUGAUUUAGAUGAUAGGGUGUUACAUUUAUUGUUUACAGCGAAUCGUUUCGAAAAAAUCAAAGAAAUCACAGAGAUGCUUAACAACAAGAUUAAUGUGAUUGUUGAUCGAUAUUCAUUCUCAGGAAUAGUUUAUUCAAGUAUAAAGAAAGGGAUGGAUACAAAAUGGUGUGAAGCUCCGGAAUCAGGUUUAUACCAUCCGGAUGUUGUUUAUUUUCUCGAUAUGAGUUUGGAUGAUAUCAAAAGUCGCCCUGGAUUCGGAGAUGAACGCUACGAGAAUUACGAAACGCAACAAAAAGUGCUAGAUGAAUACAAAAAGUUAUCAUCUAGGUUUGGUUUCACGCACAUUAAUGGUAAUCGAACUUUUGAGACCAUUGAAAGUGAUAUCUUCAAUGAUUGUCUAAAGAAGAUAAAACAGUGUGAAAAUAAUGAAUUAAAAUAUUUGAAAUUUUAGUAUAUAAGAAUUGUAUUGUUUCUACUUUUUUCAUUUUGAUAAAUAAAAAUUUGUUUGAACUUGAA
Molecule: messenger RNA, 821 nt
Organism: Onthophagus taurus
Lineage: Eukaryota; Metazoa; Arthropoda; Insecta; Coleoptera; Scarabaeidae
Biological process (GO): dTTP biosynthetic process; dUDP biosynthetic process; dTDP biosynthetic process
Cellular component (GO): cytosol; cytoplasm; nucleus
Molecular function (GO): nucleoside diphosphate kinase activity; dTMP kinase activity; ATP binding
Source: RefSeq, a predicted model, not a curated record